AUGGCAGCUUCUCCGACGGCGCCGCUGCGCCGCAUCACGAGAGCGUCACUGGCACAAUUUGCCUACGCCGGCGGCCACACAAGCUCCACCCUCGAGGCGAAGACCAAAAUCACGACCACGACUCCAGAUAUCGAGGACAUUAUUCCCUCUGCCGUAUCGGCUUCAGCAGUGGCAGCCUCAACACCAACCUCCACUCGAAAGCGCAAGCGAACCACCGUCCUCUCCACCACCCAAUCCAGCGGUAACCGAGUCAAGGUCGAGGCAGAACAGCUCGAGUCUACCACUACCCUCACAAAUGUCCCAUCGCCCUCCCCCCGCCGCGCCCGCAAGCCCGCACGCAAGACCCAGGACCCAGCCACCGGGACCGAGACCGUAGCCGCACCCUCGGACUGGGAGGAGCUCUACGACGCGACCAAGCAGAUGCGCCUGGCCGGCGCCGCCGCCAACGCCGCCGUCGACACCAUGGGCUGCGAGCGCCUGGCCCUGCCCACCGCCAGCCCGCGCGACCAGCGCUUCCACACCCUCGUCGCCCUGAUGCUGUCGAGCCAGACGAAAGACACCACCAACGCCGUCGCCAUGAGGAGGCUCCAGACCGAGCUGCCGCCCCACGAGGAGGGGGCGCCGCCCGGGCUGAACCUGGAGAACAUGCUCGCCGUGGCGCCCGAGAGGCUGAACGAGCUGAUCUGGGCGGUCGGGUUCCACAACAACAAGACGAGGUACCUGAAGCAGGCGGCGGUCAUGCUGCGCGACUCGUGGGGCGGUGAUAUCCCCGACUCCAUCGAGGGCCUGGUCUCGCUGCCGGGCGUGGGGCCCAAGAUGGCGCACCUGUGCCUGUCGUCGGCGUGGGGCCGCACCGAGGGCAUCGGCGUCGACGUGCAUGUGCACCGCAUUACCAACCUGUGGGGCUGGCACAAGACCAAGACGCCCGAGGAGACGCGGCUCGCCCUGCAGGCGUGGCUGCCGCGCGACAGGUGGCGCGAGAUCAACUGGCUGCUGGUCGGCCUGGGCCAGACUGUGUGUGCGCCUGUUGGGAGGAAGUGUGGGGAUUGUAAUUUGGGUCUUGACGGGCUUUGCAAGGCGGCGGACCGGGCAAAGGUCAACCAGGGGCGCAAGUUACGGGAGGCAAAGGUGGAGUUGGAGGUAGAGGGGGAUGCCAAGGCUGUCAAGCUGGAGGAGGCGGUACAAGAUGCCAUAGCUGAUGUCGCUGGCGCCACGGUGUUGGACGACAAGAAGGAUGCCCUAGACGAGCCGAAGCGGCCUACGAAGCGGCGAGGGAAACGAGGAUGA
Messenger RNA from Diaporthe citri, 1287 nucleotides. RefSeq lists its product as uncharacterized. Gene Ontology annotation, biological process: base-excision repair, AP site formation; base-excision repair; nucleotide-excision repair. Gene Ontology annotation, cellular component: nucleus. The record is from RefSeq and is a predicted model, not a curated record. The transcript has a single exon. NCBI's taxonomy places the organism in Eukaryota, Fungi, Ascomycota, Sordariomycetes, Diaporthales, Diaporthaceae. Gene Ontology annotation, molecular function: DNA-(apurinic or apyrimidinic site) endonuclease activity; DNA binding; oxidized pyrimidine nucleobase lesion DNA N-glycosylase activity. The coding region runs from base 1 to 1287 and encodes 428 amino acids.